AUGGGGAAGUCCGCAAUUACAAAUAAUAAUUUUAUACCAUCAUCAUCUAUUAAUUCAUUAAUACCAUCAUCAAGAAACAUAUACAAUUCACAUAAUAAAACGGAUUCUAAUACUGACUAUUACAUACCAUCAUUAUCAUACAAUAGAAACAGUUUUGACUUCACAGAUUAUAAUAGUCAACUCAAUAAUAACAACAAUAACUACCAAAUUUGCAAUAACAACAAUAACAACAAUAACAACAACAAAUUAAUUGGAUCAUCUCAAUCUUUUGAGAAUAAAAAUGAUCAAUUGCUCAUAAGUAAUAAUAAAAACAUUAAUAAUAAUCAAAGAGGAGUAUCUUAUUCUGAUCGAAAUCUAACAACUGGGAAUUUGAUCUAUAACAACAAAGAUAUAAAAAACACAAGAUCAAAGAGCUCUCAACAACAUCUAAUUCAUUCAAGUAAUCAAUACUAUUUAACUCCAGCUUCAAAUAAUACAUCACCUAGCCAAUCCAUUGAUCAUAAAUAUACAUCAUACAUGAGUUAUAUCCAACAAAGUCAACAACAUCCCCAAAAUCAGCAAACUAUGAAUCAUCAUUCACAGCAACAACCUCAUCAUCAACAACAACAAACAAUGCAGAAUCCACAGCUGUUUACUAAUCCCUACUCAAGUAAUUCUAUAUAUCAACAAAGAUCUCAACAACCAUCAUCACAACAAACCAGUCCGUCAAUACCGCAGCAACAAAGUCAACAACACUUGGCAAGCCGUGCUAGGGGAGAUUCAAUAUUUUUACCUCCUCCAAUAACUUCCAAAUCAAAUACGGAUCAAGCGUAUGAAACAACUUCGGGAAAUAUAAGUCAAAGCAACUUAUUAGGUUCGAGAUCAAAUAGUAUAUUUAGCUCCUUAAUUAAUAUUCCUGGAUCUAAUGGGAACUCUGUUAGUGAACCGUCUUCAUCAAUGAUGCAUUCUCAGCAACAACAACAAAAUCAACAACCACAACAACAAAAUCAACAGCAGCAACAGCAAAAUGAACCGUUUAACUCCGCUGGCGGAAACAAAUCUUACACAAAUAAUCCAAUACCCAAUUUGCCGCCUACAACAACAAGAUCACGUCAAAUGUCCUUAAUACCCAAUCAAGAAUUUACUGUAGAAGAUUUAGAAAAUUUAUUUGGUACCAAUAAAGAGAGUAUGGCUAAUUUGUUUGCAUGGCAACAAGGUGAUCCAAAAUUAUCAUUUAGUGGAUUAUCAGCUCAAAAUACGGGAAACAAUGGCAAAUCAAAAGCUGGCUCUAUUGAUUUGUCUGCUUGGAUGGAUGGAUCUAAUCAACCUGGUUCAAUUGGAUUUAGUAAUAGUAUUACAGAAAUUGUUCAAAAUAUGAUUUCCAAUGGUUCAUUAGAUUUAUCAAAUAUGAGUACUCAAGAAAGACGAGAUUCUAUUUUGAAAAUCAUUAACGAUCAAAACAACUUAAGAAGUCAAAAAAAUCCAACAAAUGCCAAUUCAAAUGCUAGUGCAAAUUUAAGACAAGAUAUAUUUGAUAAGAAUAAAACAAGUACAAUUAAGGAAGAAAAUUCUCAACAACUGCCUCAAGUAGUCUAUGGUCAAACUCAAAAACGUGAAAAAGAUGUAUCACCAACCUCAUCAAUAUCUUCAAAAGCUUCCAAACCAAAAGAUGAAGCCCCACAAUCUCCAAAGACGUCUCCGACAAUGUUCAACAAUUCUCAAACACAAGAUCCUUAUUCAAAUAAUCAAAGACCAUCAAUGAAUUCCGUAUCACAAAAAUUAUUCCUGAAUUCAAUAAAUCCAAUUUCUCCAAAUAAUUCUUAUCCUUAUUCACUGUUUUCAAGUUUUAAUAAUUCUUUAGGAUUUCAAGGGAUGCCAUCAGUAGGAAAUCGUCAAAAUAGUUUUGUGGGGAAUUAUCAAUAUCAAAUUCCGCCUCAAUCCCAACCACCGCAACAAAUGAUGCCUCAACAAAUACGUUCCCUGAUUCCAUCUCAACAACCUUAUCAACCUAUAUCAUAUCCACCUCAAACAAUUUCAUCAUUUCCUCAACAACAAUAUUACUUACCACCACAACAACAACAUCAACAACAAUUGUUUCAGCAACAACAUCAUCAACAUCCACAACAAUUUCAGCAACAACCACUACAACAACAGCAACAAAUCUAUCAACAGCCCCAGCAGCAACAAUUAUCAACUGCCUCUGACAACAAAAGACCAAGGAAACAAUCGACCAAGCGAACAAGAAAAUCAAAAGAUACAUUAUCAACUUUACCAACUCCUAGUGUUCCUGAAAAUUCCAAUCUUGUACCAGCACAACAAUUUGCACAAUCUGAAGAUGGAAGACCAUUAUUAGGAGCAACAAAGAUUGAUCAAUUAAUGUUGGUUAUUCAAGCAAGAGAAAAAGGAGUCACAAAAGCUAUUAAUCAAGGUCCUGAUGGAAGUAUAUUAGCAUCACCUGAACAUUAUAAUCAAGGUCCCUUUGAUGAAGAUCAAUCAGGGGUUUUACCAAAACCAAUUAGUUUAGUUGGAGGAGUUGAUAAACCUCACAAACCGAAACAUACUAUUGUUAAAAAUGAACAACCCAAUCAACAAACUAAUAUUGAUGAAAAUGAAGAUGAAGAAGAAUCAAGAAUUAAAAAACGUAAAACUAAAAAUCAACAAUGUCCUUAUUGUUUAAAAUAUUUUACACAAUCAACUCAUUUGGAAGUACAUAUAAGAUCUCAUAUUGGUUAUAAACCAUUUGAAUGUACAUAUUGUCAUAAAAAAUUUACUCAAGGUGGAAAUUUAAGAACUCAUUUAAGAUUACAUACAGGUGAAAAACCAUUUACAUGUGAUGUUUGUACAAGAUCAUUUAAUAGAAAAGGAAAUUUAGAAGCUCAUAAAUUAACUCAUGAAAAUGUUAAACCUUAUGAAUGUAAAUUAGAUAAUUGUGAUAAAUCUUUUACACAAUUAGGUAAUUUAAAAUCUCAUCAAAAUAGAUUUCAUUUAGAAACUUUAAAUAGUUUAACUCAUAAAUUAGCUGAAUUAAAUGGUGAUGCAAUAAAUAAUUUACCAAUUGAUGAAAAAAAUUUAUUAAUUUAUUUUAAAGAUUUAUAUAAAAAUUCAAAUAAGGGGAUAAGAGGUAGAGGUAAACAACAUAAAGAUGAAGAAAAAAAGGCUAAUGAUGGUGGUAAUGCAGCAGAUGGGAAAUGA
Messenger RNA from Lodderomyces pseudojiufengensis, 3171 nucleotides. RefSeq lists its product as uncharacterized. NCBI's taxonomy places the organism in Eukaryota, Fungi, Ascomycota, Pichiomycetes, Serinales, Debaryomycetaceae. Gene Ontology annotation, molecular function: RNA polymerase II cis-regulatory region sequence-specific DNA binding; DNA-binding transcription factor activity, RNA polymerase II-specific. The record is from RefSeq and is a predicted model, not a curated record. The transcript has a single exon. Gene Ontology annotation, cellular component: nucleus. The coding region runs from base 1 to 3171 and encodes 1056 amino acids. Gene Ontology annotation, biological process: regulation of transcription by RNA polymerase II.